UCCGGGUUGUGGCCUCACAAAGAUGGAAACUUGCUUUAGCUUUGAACUCUUUUAGCACAAACAAUUGAACCAGUGAAAAAGAAGAAGAUGAUGAUGAUGGAGGGCGCCAUUGCGAUUUCACGUUUUUCUGCUUCAAACACACCACUUCUCAUCCGAUCCAUGGCUACGCAAAAACCAACUCCAUCCGCUACCAAAACCGUUACUUCUAAAAAGACAACAACUGUAUUUCCAGUAGGGGAGAAACCUCGGCCGGGCAAUUCUUCAUCUACACCAACAGUGAAGUUAUUGACAAGAGUGGAGCAAUUGCGACUGUUAACUAAAGCAGAGAAAGCUGGUUUACUAUCAGCUGCUGAGAAAUCUGGACUCUCUUUGUCGGCAAUUGAAAGACUUGGUCUUCUUUCCAAAGCCGAAGAAUUGGGGAUUCUUUCAGCAGCUACUGACCCUUCAACCCCAUCAGCACUCUUCAGUUUGAGCUUGGGAUUGCUUGCUGUUGGCCCUGUUUGUGUGUAUCUGGUGCCUGAAGAUUACCCUUGGCAAAUUGGUUUGCAGGUUGUGGUUGCUCUACUUUCUGUUGUUGGUGGCUCUGCAGCUUUUGGAGCCUCAAAUCUUGUUUCCACUUUGCAGAAAGUAAAUUGAAAUGACACUGUGUCACACUUGAAUCUUGAUGAACUUUGCCAACUUGUUGGGGAUCAUGCUGUGUACAAUAUAACUGCACUGUUCAGUGAAGGGCUCAGAAACUUAUACGUACCUUAAUUUUUCUUUGCAUUGCCAUGAUGCAUCUAUGUUAUAUUAAUGAACAUAUCUUCUAUGCAUCAGACUCGAAUGGGGUUAAAAGACUAUUGAACAGUCUUUUGAUCGAUACAAACGGUGUGUCAACUAAUCUGGAUGUUAUUAUAA
Messenger RNA from Solanum tuberosum (potato), 897 nucleotides. RefSeq lists its product as uncharacterized. Bases 88 to 636 code for a protein of 182 amino acids. The transcript has 3 exons. The record is from RefSeq and is a predicted model, not a curated record. NCBI's taxonomy places the organism in Eukaryota, Viridiplantae, Streptophyta, Magnoliopsida, Solanales, Solanaceae.